Lathyrus sativus (Indian pea) is the source of this 1293-nucleotide messenger RNA. NCBI's taxonomy places the organism in Eukaryota, Viridiplantae, Streptophyta, Magnoliopsida, Fabales, Fabaceae. The record is from the annotation of a GenBank genome assembly.
AUGGAGAAAACGGGGAAAGUGUUGAUGAGCAAGUAUGAGUUUGGCAAACUAUUAGGCCAAGGUAACUUUGCAAAAGUUUACCUUGCAAGAGACCUGAGAACUGGUGACAAUGUAGCUGUUAAGGUUAUUGAUAAGGAGAAAGUCGUAAAAUUGGGAUUCGAGGUUCAAACACAGCGAGAGGUUUUGACUAUGAGACAGGUUAAACACCCGAAUAUUCUGCGUCUUUAUGAGGUUUCGGCUACUAAAACAAAGAUUUACUUAAUUAUAGAGUAUGCCAAAGGUGGUGAGCUUUUUGAGAAAAUAGAAAAAGGCAGAUUAAGUGAGAAUCAAGCAAGAAAAUACUUCCAACAACUGAUAAUCGCUCUUGAUUUCUGCCACAAACAGGGCGUUUACCAUCGGGAUUUGAAGCCUGAGAAUUUGCUUUUGGACGAGAACGGUGAUCUCAAAAUAGCUGAUUUCGGAAUGAGUACGUUCCUGGAAGCUCAUCAGCGCAACAGUUUGCUGAAAACAGCGUGUGGAACUCCGGCAUAUGUAGCUCCUGAGAUUGUGUCCGAAAAAGGUUAUUAUGGAGCUAAGAGUGAUGUAUGGUCAUGUGGAGUGAUACUAUAUACUCUUUUGGCGGGCUACUUACCGUUUUAUGACAAUAAUCUUAUGGUUCUGUAUGGAAAAAUCUACCGGGGCGAAUACAGUUGUCCAAACUGGUUUCCACUUGACAUACGGAGAUUGUUAGCCCGAAUUCUAGACCCUAAUCCGGACAAAAGGAUAACCACUGCUAAGAUAAUGGAAUAUCCUUGGUUCCGAAGAGGGUUAUAUUCGAAAGCUGUUCAAAUGAAAAAAGUGAUUACAGAUGUAGCUGAUGAUGAAAUUGCUGCUGUUAAGCCAAUUCAAGCAUUGGCUCAACCAACAUAUUUAAAUGCUUUUUACAUACUUUCUUUGUCUGCAGGGCUUGAUUUGUCUGUCCUUUUCGCAACUGAUAACAGCGAAAGGGAAGACUUUAAGUUUACUUCCAUGAGCUCGCCCUCUUCUAUCGUGAGAAAAAUAGAGGAUGUUGCGCACAUUUUGCAGAUGGAAAUAGUUAAGACGAAUGGAGGGAUGCUGAAGUUGGAGUGGCCAAGGGAGCGUCGAGAAAAGCCACUUAUCAUUUCUGCUGAAAUCUUUGAGUUCGCUCCGUCUUUCUAUUUGGUGGAGAUGAAGAAGUCCUGCGGCGAUGCUUUAGAGUACCAGAAGAUAAUGAAGGGACAUAUAAGGCCAGCUCUCAAAGAUAUUGUCUGGAUUUGGCAAGGUGAGAAGUAG